AUGUCGAGCGCCACCGCCACGGCGCGCUCCACGCCGUGGUCCACCAAGCCGCGCGUCUCCCGCAGCGCGGCGGACGCGCUCUCGGACAUUCGCUGCGCCGCGGUGGCGCGUCGAGGGGCCAUGGCGGAGGAGCGUCUCUUCCUCCUCCGACUGACGCUGCUGCUCUUGCGCCUGCGAUUGAUUGAUGCAAUAAGAUUUGAAGCUUUCGCCAGCCUCGCGGGCUGCCCCCUCGCUUUCGGCGCGGAAUCUGCGCUGCGUGGCGCGCCGGAACGCUCCGCGUGUUUGAUGGUUGCAGGAGUUGUGUCGCCUGUUAGUGUUGCUUAUGUUUGUGCCACUGUUGUGGUCGUUGUCACCGCCGCAAUGGAGAACCGUGACAGGAGGGUGCGACUCGUGGUGAAGCUGCAGGCUGCUGCCCGGGGUUUCUUGCUGCGGGCGCGCCUGCGUGCACUACGAGGGGACUAUGAGCGCGUGGUGAGCGAGGUGCAAGGCGGCCUGGCUGGGCUCAGCUGGGUCGAGGGCCUCGUGGCCCGGCCCCAGUUCCGUAGUGGAGACGCAGAUCCAGCAGCGCCACACGCGCCUGGAGAUGUCCCGGAGCGUGACGCCACCCGGCUCCCGAGAGGUCACAAAGUGGAGAAUGCAGACCUGGAGCUUGGGGAGGGAGCCCAGGGGAUGGAGCCCCAAGCCCAAGGAAGCCCCCUGCUCACGCCGAGGGGCCCCGAGGAGGAGCCUCCGGGCACGGGGGAUCCAGCAGGUGCUGCCCCUGGGUCGGAAGGGCUCCCUCUUCUCCAGAAACCUCCACCAGUGGAGGUCAACAUGUUGGGGGAGCCCCCCUCACUGGAGCCCACGUCCUUAGAGAAUCUGCAAGAACUUCGAUCCAGCUUGGCCAUGGAGCUACUCUGGUUGCAGCAAGCAAUCGCCAGCCGCAAGAACUACCUGACCUUGCGGGGUCACGUGGCACGGCCCAGGUGAUUCGUGUGGAUCCUCUUGCAGAAGUUGCCCUUCACACCACCACGCCUCGUCCUCUACAGUGGAACUUGUCAUGUCGGAUGUGGUGGGAGGCACUGCAGCAAAAUCCCCACCGUGGUGAAGUAUGGUGGAAUAACCCUCAUUACCAACAGGGCACGAGAAGGCUAUUAUCUAGGUUGAAAAAAGUACUAAAUUAUUAUUUUUGUCAAUUUGUUGUAAAUACGUGUUUACAUGCAACACUUGUUUGAGCUGUCUUGGAUCAAAUAAAAACAUGUGAGCUUUGUAAAUGAA
Lethenteron reissneri (Far Eastern brook lamprey) is the source of this 1257-nucleotide messenger RNA. It is a transcript of the gene IQCC, whose product is annotated as IQ motif containing C. The record is from RefSeq and is a predicted model, not a curated record. NCBI's taxonomy places the organism in Eukaryota, Metazoa, Chordata, Hyperoartia, Petromyzontiformes, Petromyzontidae.